AUGCGAAUUGCCAUAACUACUGAAACGGGUGAACUUCACAAUGUUGAAGUUGAUUCGCAAAUCGAGUUGGAAAACGUCAAGGCUCUGAUAGAAGCAGAGACAGGCAUCUCAACCUCUGAUCAGAUACUUCUUUAUAACGGCAAAGAGUUACCAGACCAAAAGAAAACAUUGGAACAAUAUGGCGUGAUUCAGGAUAGCGUUCUGCUACUCAAAAGGAAAUUUCCGGCUAAUUCUACAUCCGAUGGUGGUGGUGUUCAUGGUGCGCCUGAUGUUGAACAGAUGCGGCGACUUAUCUUGGAGAGACCUGAUCUCUGGAGACAAUUAUCUCAAGCACAACCUGACCUCGCAAAUGCCGCUUUAAAUGAUCCCGAUAGGUUCGCCGUUUUAAUCAGGCAGAUGGAGCAACGUCGAAAAGAAGCAGAGCAACUAAUGAAUUUGCAGAACGCAGAUCCUUUUGACAUUGAAGCACAACGAAGGAUCGAAGAAGAGAUAAGACGAGCUAAUGUCAUGGCAAAUUUGCAAACCGCAUUAGAAUACACGCCGGAAGCUUUUGGAAGAGUCACCAUGCUGUAUAUUAAUGUUGAAGUGAAUGGCCGCCCAGUAAAAGCAUUUGUCGAUUCUGGCGCGCAGGCAACAAUUAGUAUGAUUAUGAGACUGGUAGACACACAAUUUGCCGGUGUCGCGAAAGGAGUUGGCACAGCAAAGAUUAUUGGGCGUGUGCACAGCGCACAAAUUCGUGUGGGCACUGAUUUAUUUUUGGCUUGUUCUUUUACGAUAAUGGAGGGACGAGGUGUGGAAUUGUUGUUUGGACUGGACAUGUUAAAACGUCAUCAAGCUUGCAUCGACCUGAAGAGAAACGUGUUAAUUAUCAAUGAAAAAGAAGUACCAUUUUUACCCGAGCACGAGUUACCAGAAAGUGCACGAAUGGAUGAAAUCGCCGACGAAACUAUACCAUUAAUCGAGGCGUCAACUAGCACUAGUACCGCCACCUCCACCACGACUACUGCUUCUACAAGUAAUGGUGUUAACACUAGCAAUACCCAAACAAACUCGAAUACAACGGUAACAUCAAGUAGUACGUCAAUACCAAUUAGUGGUUCUUCUGUUCCGUUAUCGUCUGCUACUGCGGGAACAACACAAUCAAAAUAUCCUGAAACAGAUAUUCUGAAAUUGGUCUCGUUGGGAAUACCUCGUGAACAAGCUAUCCAACUUUUAGAUCUAGCAGGAGGUAAUCCGGACUUGGCUGCGAGUUUUCUUUUCAACGAGUAA
Ambispora leptoticha is the source of this 1269-nucleotide messenger RNA. The record is from the annotation of a GenBank genome assembly. NCBI's taxonomy places the organism in Eukaryota, Fungi, Glomeromycota, Glomeromycetes, Archaeosporales, Ambisporaceae.